Diutina rugosa is the source of this 2940-nucleotide messenger RNA. RefSeq names its product Nma111p (gene NMA111). Gene Ontology annotation, molecular function: protein binding; serine-type endopeptidase activity. The transcript has a single exon. Gene Ontology annotation, biological process: proteolysis. The coding region runs from base 1 to 2940 and encodes 979 amino acids. Lineage: Eukaryota; Fungi; Ascomycota; Pichiomycetes; Serinales; Debaryomycetaceae. The record is from RefSeq and is a predicted model, not a curated record.
AUGACUGUGAGUGCCCCAAAACGACGGAGCAGCGACGACGAGGCGCCGCCUGCCAAGCGGAUGAACGUGGCCAACGGCGGCGACCACCCCGAUUCCUCAGAUAUGCUGGACUUGCUGAGUGAUGGCGAAAGCAUCUACGACAUGCCCCCCGAUAGACCGCUGGCCCAGUGGCUUGAGACCAUCCACAAAGUGGUCCAGGCGGUGGUGUCGAUCCAGUUCACCCACGUGGCGCCGUUCGACACCGAGACCGCCAUCGUGUCGGAAGCUACCGGUUUUAUUGUUGAUACUGAACGGGGGAUUAUCCUCACCAAUCGGCACGUAGUGGGCCCCGGUCCGCUCAACGCCUACGCUGUCCUCGAUAACCAUGAAGAAGUGCCGCUUACUUCGUUAUACCGCGACCCCAUCCACGACUAUGGGUUCCUCAAAUACGACCCUUCCAGCAUUAAGUACUCCACGGUUACUCCGCUUAAACUUAAACCUGAGGGAGCUAAAGUGGGUACUGAAAUCAGAGUUGCCGGUAACGACGCUGGGGAAAAGCUCCUGAUUCUCUCCGGGACGAUCUCCAAGCUUGACCGUAACGCUCCUGAUUAUGGUAAUAUGAUGUAUAACGAUUUCAACACUGAGUAUAUCCAGGCUGCUGCCAGCGCCCUGGGAGGGUCAUCCGGUUCCCCCGUGGUGGAUAUUGACGGUGAUGCUGUGGCGUUACAAGCCGGUGGUUCUACCGAGGCGUCUACUGAUUUCUUCCUUCCCCUCGAUCGUCCUAAACGGGCUCUUGAAUGUAUCCAACAAGGGUUGCCUAUCACUCGAGGUGAUAUCCAAGUGGAAUGGCAAUUGAAACCUUACGAUGAGUGUCGUCGGUUAGGCCUCACUGCUGAUGCUGAAGCCGAGGCUAGGGAACGGUUCCCUCACCGGAUCGGGAUGCUCGUGGCAGAGAUCGUGCUUCCCGAUGGUCCUGCUUACGAUCACAUCAAGGAAGGUGACAUUUUGCUUGAAGUUAACAAUACCCCAAUCUCGCUGUUUGUUCAAGUGGACGAGAUCUUAGACGCCAAUGUUGGCCAGCAGCUUCAGUUUGUUGUGCAACGACUGGGACAAACGCUUACCCAGCAAAUCACCAUUGGCGACCUUCACAAAAUCACGCCUGACCGGUAUGUGGAAGUCGCUGGUGCCCUGUUCAACGCGUUGCUGUACCAGAUUGCCAGAUGCUACUGUAUCCCUGUCACGGGUGUAUACAUCAACCAUGCUGGUGGUGGGUUCGACUCUCUCCAAGACCGCCUGGGAUGGAUCUUAGAGAGUGUUGACUAUAAACCUACACCCACCCUCGAUGCCCUUAUCGAGGUGAUGAAGAGUUUACCCGAUAGCCAACGGGUGCCCGUCACUUACCGUCACGUGCUGGAUAUUCACACCGAGCUCGUGAGAGUGAUCUACUUGGAACGCCACUGGUGUCUGACCUUCAGAGUCGCUGUACGUAACGAUACUACUGGUCUCUGGGACUUCACUGAGCUCCAGCUGGCGCCGCCUCCCGCUCCUCCCAUCGAGCCGCAAAACGCUAAGUUCAUCGAUUUAAACGUGUCGCUGCCUGGCCGCGCUGCUCUUCCUAGACUGUUGGUACAAAUCCGCAGUCACACUCCCAUCACUGUCGACCUGUACCCCUACGCUCGUGACUUUAGUUACGGGGUGGUUGUCGAUGCCGAACAUGGCUACGUGCUUGUUUCUCGCAAGACGGUGCCCCACGAUAUGUGUGAUGUGUUUGUGGUGUUUGCCGAGUCGAUCGAAGUCCCCGCUACCGUCGCCUUCCUUCACCCGACGCUCAACUACGCCAUCGUCAAAUACGACCCGCUGAAGGUGCUUGCCGAUGUCCGUACGCCCAAAUUCAGCACUACCCCGUUGAAGCGAGGCGACAAAGCCUGUUUUGUCGGCUACACUCACAACAUGCGCAUGGUCACCGACGACGACAUCACGGUGCUGGCGGUGCUGCUGAUCAACAUUCCCCUGAACGCGGUGCUGCCUCGUUACCGUGGGAUCAAUAUGACCACGGUGGUGAUCGAUCUGAAGCUUGUCCACGAACUGCUGCUGGGUCUUGUCACUGAUGCCGACGGCACCGUAAGAGCCAUUUGGCUCACUUACCUUGGUGACACUAACUGCGAUAGCCAGGACGUCUUGUACAAAAUGGGGUUGGACGUUACUGACGUCGCGGCCGUGAUCAAACUGCUCAAUGCCAAUACCAUCCCUCAACACUUACGGAUGAUUGAAGCCGAAUUCAACCCGCAAAACGUGCUUACCGCAAGACUGAGAGGCGUGAGCCAGGACUGGAUCACUCGUUACGAAGACGGUGCCGAAGAUCAAGUACAGUUCUUCACCGUGGCUCGUGUGGCUGCUGCGGCUAAGGGUCACACUAAAGCUCCGUUGAAAGUAGGUGACAUUGUCCUUAGCGUCAACGACCAGCUCGUGAGACUGGCUCGUGACUUGACCAACAUGUACACCGAACACACCCUCAAGUUCUUGGUGAUGAGACAGCGGCAAGAGCUCACGCUCGAGGUCGACACCGUCGACACCCACGACCUCAACACCAGCAAACUUGUCAGCUGGCUGGGGGCGCUGUUGCAGGCCCCGCACUACGCCGUGAGAGAGCUCAUGGACAAGGUGCCGCUGGAGAUCUACUGUACGCGGAUGCUGACUGGUUCGCCCGCCCACCAGUACGGUGUCGCCACCACGUCAUUCAUCACUCACGUCAACGAUGUCGCUACCCACGACUUGGAUGAGUUUGUGGCAGUAGUCCGUGAGAUCCCUGAUAACACUUACGUUAAGCUUCGGGCAGUGACCUUCGACAACGUGCCGUUUGCGCUUUCCGUCAAGGUGAAUUACCACUACUUCCCCACCCUGCAAAUGAGACGCACUGACGAUGGCAAGUGGGUUGAAGACGAGAUCAAGCCGUCCAAGUAA